UCCGCUGGCAUGGAGGAGGAGGAGGAGGUGGAGGAGCGAGAGGAGGAGGAGGAGGCGGCGGCGGCGGCGGCGAGCAGUUGAUCAUUGUGAUGGUGGCAGGAGCAGCGGCGGCAGCGGCAGCCCAGCCGAGCGUUAGGGGCUGCUCUCCGCGCGGCGUUUUGCAAAGGACUUCACCGAUCUACUUUUGCAGUCGCCUCGGACUGUCCAUGUGUUUACUUCCCCCAGCCCGAGGAUUCGAUAUCUAGGUUCCUGUGAAAUGCAACUGAGCAGCCAAAGUACUUUGAGAACACGGGGCGGCAUAAACACCAAAACUUUUUUGUGGAAGGAAAAUGCAAUAAGCAAGCUUGCCGUUUUCCGAUGCGGUGUGGAGUGAGUGUGUGUCGCGCGUGUCCGCACUGGAGGCAUAUGCUUGUGUGUGUACAUGGGUUGUGUUUUUCGGUACGUAGGGAGAAAAUGCUUGCCAACCACCGGAAAUCUCUUGGAAUUUAUUAGAAAAUAAUGGAUUAUGAAAAGAAGGCAGGCGAAGAGCGGAUCUUCCCUUGAGUUGCAACCCGAUUUGCUGCUGGCUCAGUUUGUUGUGAUUCUUUUUGUUGAUAGGUGUCUGAUGGUAUUCUGAUAACACCCCCCCCCCUUUUUUCCCCUCGAGCUUUACAGUUUAAAAAAAGGAAACAAAAAACCACCCCAAAAUCUACCCCCCCCUUUUUUUUUCGCCCGGUCGGGAUCGCUGUUUCCAUCCAUGUGCUUGCGUCUCCCCCGCGUUCCACUUAAACUAUUUUAAUCCUUGGACCCAAGGAGGAGGCUGAUAGGGGGUGGAUAAAAAAAGUUCUUCCAAAAUAGUGUGCCCGGGGAGCAGGAUGGGGGAUUUCGCAGCCCCCGCUGCUGCCGCGAAUGGCAGUAGUAUUUGCAUCAACAGUAGCCUGAACAGCAGCCUCGGCGGGGCCGGGAUCGGUGUGAAUAAUACUCCCAAUAGUACUCCCGCUGCUCCGUGUAGCAAUCACCCGGCUGCCGGCUGCGGCACCGGCGGCUCCGGGGGCCCGGGCGGCGGAUCGGCGGCCGUCCCCAAGCACAGCACGGUGGUGGAGCGGCUCCGCCAGCGCAUCGAGGGCUGCCGGCGGCACCACGUCAACUGCGAGAACAGGUACCAGCAGGCUCAGGUGGAGCAGCUGGAGCUGGAGCGCCGGGACACCGUGAACCUCUACCAGCGGACCUUGGAACAGAGGGCCAAGAAAUCGGGCGCCGGCACCGGCAAGCAACAGCACCAGAGCAAACCCCAGCAAGAUGCGGAGGCUGCCUCGGCGGAGCAGAGGAACCACACGCUGAUCAUGCUCCAAGAGACUGUGAAAAGGAAGUUGGAAGGAGCCCGAUCACCACUUAAUGGAGACCAGCAGAAUGGGGCUUGCGAUGGAAGCUUUUCUCCAACUAGCAAGCGGAUACGAAAGGACAUUCCCACGGGGAUGGAAGCCAUCAACAAUUUACCCAACAGCAUACCACUGCCUUCAGCUUCUCCACUUCACCAACUUGACCUGAAGCCUUCUUUGCCCUUGCAGAAUAGCGGGACUCACACUCCUGGGCUUCUGGAAGACCUGAGUAAGAAUGGGAGACUCCCAGAACUUAAACUUCCUGUGAAUGGUUGCAGUGACCUGGAGGACAGCUUCACCAUCUUGCAGAGCAAAGACCUCAAACAAGAACCUCUCGACGACCCUACUUGCAUAGACACAUCAGAAACCUCUCUUUCCAAUCAGAACAAGCUGUUCUCGGACAUUAACCUGAACGAUCAGGAGUGGCAGGAGUUAAUAGAUGAACUGGCCAACACCGUUCCUGAAGACGACAUACAGGACCUGUUCAAUGAAGACUUUGAAGAGAAGAAGGAGCCGGAAUUCUCGCAACCGGCCACAGAGACCCCGCUAUCCCAGGAGAGCGCCAGCGUGAAGAGCGACCCGUCUCACUCUCCUUUCGCUCACGUCUCUCUGGGCUCCCCCCAGGCCAGGCCUUCUUCUUCCGGUCCUCCCUUCUCCACCGUGUCCGCGGCCACCAACUUACCUUCUGUGGCCACCACUCCCGUGGCGCCUAACCCUGCCAGUUCCCCAGCGAACUGUGCGGUCCAGUCCCCUCAAACUCCGAACCCUUCUCACACGCCAGGCCAGGCUCCGUCUCGGCCCGGAAAUGGUUAUCUCCUUAAUCCUGCAGCCGUGCCGGUGGCUGCUGGGGGCUCGGGCCCUGGGGCCAUGCCUGGCUCUGACCUGUCCCCCGCCGAGCAGCUCAAGCAGAUGGCCGCGCAGCAGCAGCAAAGGGCCAAACUCAUGCAGCAGAAGCAGCAGCAGCACUCAAAUCAGACUUCCAGUUGGUCUCCCUUAGGGCCUCCAUCCAGUCCCUACGGAGCAGCUUUCACGGCGGAAAAACCAAAUAGCCCCAUGAUGUACCCCCAAGCCUUUAACAACCAAAAUCCUAUAGUGCCUCCCAUGGCCAACAACCUGCAGAAGACGACAAUGAAUAACUACCUCCCUCAGAAUCACCUGAAUAUGAUCAAUCAGCAGCCAAAUAACAUGGGUACAAACUCCUUAAACAAACAGCACAAUAUUCUGACUUAUGGCAACACUAAGCCUCUGACCCACUUUAAUGCCGACUUGAGUCAGAGGAUGACGCCCCCGAUGGCCAAUCCCAACAAAACCCCCCUCACGCCCUACAUCCAGCAGCAGCCCCCGCAGCCGCAGCCCCCGCAGCAGCCCCCACCUCAGCUCCAGGCCCCCAGGGCACACCUGAGUGAGGACCAGAAACGCGUGCUCCUCAUCAAGCAGAAAGGAGUGAUGAGUCAGCCCAUGGCUUACCCGGCGCUGCCAUCCCACGGUCAGGAGCAGCACCCAGUGGGGCUUCCCCGGAGCACGGGCCCCAUGCAGUCCUCUGUGCCCCCGGGCUCAGGGGGCAUGGUCUCUGGAGCGGGGCCCGCGGGGCCAGGCUUCCUGGGCAGCCAGCCCCAGACAGUCCUCAUGAAGCAGAUGCUCAUUGACCAGCGGGCCCAGCUGAUGGAGCAGCAGAAACAACAGUUCCUGCGGGAGCAGAGGCAGCAGCAGCAGCAACAGCAACAGCAGCAGCAGAUUCUCACGGAGCAGCAGCUGCAGCAGCCACACUUGCCCCGGCAGCACCUGCAGCAGCAGCAGCGGAAUCCAUACCCAGUGCAGCAGGUCGCCCAGUUUCAAGGGUCUCCCCAGGAUAUAGCAGCUGUGAGGAGCCAGGCUGCCCUCCAGAGCAUGCGAACUUCACGGCUGAUGGCACAGAACGCAGGCAUGAUGGGAAUGGGACCCUCCCAGAACCCAGGGACAAUGGCCACAGCGGCCACCCAGUCAGAGAUGGGACUGGCCCCUUACAGCAACACACCCACCAGCCAACCGGGAAUGUACAUGAGCACAGGAAUGACCCAAGUGUUGCAGCACCCAAACCAAAGCGGUAUGAGUAUCACACACAACCAAGCCCAGGGGCCGAGGCAGCCCACCUCGGGGCAAGGGGUUGGGAUGGUGAGUGGGUUUGGUCAGAGCAUGCUGGUGAACUCGCCCAUGACCCAGCAGCGCCAGCAGAUGAAGGUAGGCCAGUCCUUGCCCAGGCCCCAGGGCCCACCGAGGCUGCAAAGCAUCAUGGGAACGGUCCAGCAGGGAAGCCAGAGCUGGCAACAGAGGGGCUUACAGGGGAUGCCUGGGAGGACUAGUGGAGAGUUAGCAUCAUUCAGCAAUGGCGCCAGCUACCCGCUGCAAGCCGGCCAACCGAGGCUGACCAAGCAGCACUUCCCCCAGGGACUGAGCCAGGUGGUGGAUGCGAACACUGGCGGGGUGAGAACACUCAACCCGGCCGCCAUGGGUCGGCAGAUGAUGCCGCCGCUCCCGGGGCAGCAAGGCACCAGCCAGGCCAGGCCCAUGGUCAUGUCGGGCCUGAACCAGGGCGUUCCCGGCAUGCCAGCCUUCAGCCAGCCCCCAGCACAGCCGCCGAUGCCCAGUGCCAGCUUUGCCUCCAGCAGCCAGAGCCAAGGCUACGAGCGGAACCCCCCUCAGGACAUGUCGUACAAUUACAGUGGCGACACAGCCGGGGCGUCCUUCCCCGGCCUCUCGGACGGUGCCGACCUUGUGGACUCCAUCAUCAAAGGUGGACCAGGGGACGAGUGGAUGCAGGAGCUCGAUGAAUUGUUUGGAAACCCCUAGUUAGGAGAGGCCCAGGCCACCACAACUCCAGUGGUUUAAAGCUCCAGCCAUGAAAAAGAAACAGGAUGUCACCGCAUCCUUGUUUUUUUUGUGUUGUUUUUUUGACCCACGUGAUCUGAGCAAAGCUGCAGCCAGCUGACUGUGCAAGAUCCAGGCGCCAAUCCACAGCCCCACCGGGCCCCGUUUCACCUGAUUUUCACACAGCAAUGGAGACAGACGCCCUGAGGAUCCUGCUGCAAGAGAGGGGGACACACCAGAGAUGGGCAGGGAAGAUGAUUCCAGAGCCCUCAGCUUGGCCCUCCCUGUGAUCACCAGGCCCAACAAGAGCCACUCCAGCCAAGACAGACUGCUGCCCAAAGUGAGGUGGCCAUCAGUGCUUCCUGGCCUUGGCCCGGGUCUACAGCUUUGGAGACCCAGAGGGGAGAGAGCCUGGGGCUGAGAGUCCCACGGAGGCUGCUGGGUGGUGAUGCAGGCCAAGAGCACAGGUCAGAUAUGCGCUGAACUCUGGCUGCAGAGAGAUGUCACAGGAAGACAGGAGACCCUACAGGCCUGUAUCCUGUUCACGAUGACCUGCAGGAAUUUUAGAGCUUGGAGAAGGGUCCUGGCAGUCCUGGGCGGGCAGCCCUCUGCUGAUGACCCUGGUGGCUUUUACUUCGGGGAGUUGGCCUGGCGCUUCCUGGGGGCCCGGUACGACCCGAUACAUCUCAGCCGGUCCCAUCUACUCCGGGAGGCCGAGGAUGGGGAGGCCCGGGGUGGACGCUGUGUGUCUGUCAGUGUGGCCACCUUCCCCUCAACUGGUCCCUGCCCCCGUUCCUCCUCACCUCCGCUCCAGCCUGCCUGUGCUGGUCCUUGCAGACUAUCCAAGAAGAAAUGAAGCUUUUGUCUUUAGGGAGCCUGGGCGGAGGGAAAAUAAGAGCAAGAAGAACUUAGACAAUGCCUGAAAUGCAAAGGCCACACUGGAGUUUUUCUUUCUCUGCCUGGAACCGAGCGGGUUGUUCUGCUGCUUGGGGGUGGGUUUCCAUGAGCUGCAUCUGAUGUUUCUGGGACACUAGGGAGGACCAGCCUGGACAUCACUGGCUCUGGUUCCCUUUGGGAAAAUCCCAGGGGUGAUGCUCUUAAAGCAGCCUGACCCUUCAUCCCUGCUCACCGGAAAGACAACUCUCAAGCCCUGAAAGCUGAGGAACUGAAAAACCCAUUGCUCCACUUCACCCAUUUUGGUAAUGAAAAGAGGGAAGGUAUGGUUCCUUUCCUUGGGCAAAGCGAUACCCUCUUGAAGUUCUGUACAGUUGUUCUUUGUGUAAUUCACGCAGAUCUGUCCUAAGUGAAGUCUGUUGGAAGGGAUCCACAAUCUCUGCUGCUGGAGGGCUGGUCUCAUCUGCCGUCCCCUCCCCUCCCACUGGCCUGUUUCGGAGGCCACGGGACAUAGCUCUUGUCCUAAGCGAGUGAGCAUGGCAUAAGCUUUUCUCCUGCCAUCCCUUCCCUCCAUGUCCAAAAGGCAGGCUAGCUUCUGUGCACUCACAUGUCACUUGCCACACCAGAGCCCCGGCCCAGCCUGGGGGGUCACACUGGGGGCAGGUCCUGGGACUGAAGCAGGUAAAAAUGAAGAGCUGGGACAGAGGAUAUAGAGAGGCAGCAGGCAGGCAAGCACUGCCCGGGGCCUGCUCGCCAAGUACCAAGGUCAUAGCUCUCCUUGGCAAGGUGCAGGCUGGAGACCAGAGGGGGCCACAUGGGUGAGGACCCAGGUCAGGGCUGUGGUCCCUGGGGGAAGAGGUGGUGGCAGGCUGACCAUGAACUCCUUGCGUGAGGAGGGCCACCACCAGGGGAGGUCUCGAAUAGAAGCAGAUGAAAACCAAAAACAAGGGAAAGUGAAGAAACGAGAAGACACAGAAAUAUAUAUUUACCUUUUUCUGAAAGGUACAGGAAAUAAAUAUAUAAGCAAUGAUGAGGAACUGGAGGUGGCUGAUGGAGGGGGAGAGGGGCCCUCUGUUCUCUCUUGAACGCUUCCUCCAAAUGCUCAAUACUGGGACCAACUACAUAGAGAGGUAGAUUUUAAUAAGGUGGCUUCGUUUUGUUUUUUGUUUUUACUACGGUGCUGAUGUAUAUGUAAUGUCUAAAAAAAAAGUUAUUUGUAAAUAAGUUUUUACAAUACUACAGAUAUCACUGGGUCUACUAUCUGUAAAAAAAAAUAUACAUAUAAAUAUAUAUAUACUGUUUGUUUAAAAUAGAGUAUUUUUAUUUCAUUCCUUAACUCAUCAUCCCAGCAGUGGUAUUGCACUUCAGAUGAUAUCAAAUUACUAAUUUGUACUGUAUGAUCUAUGGCAACUCCCUCCAUUUGAUUCAGAUUUUUCUAGUUUUCUGGUUUUACUUUGUACAUUGAGCAUUGCUUCUUUCCUUUUGAGAAAUGUACAGAACUCAGAAAUGUAGAAAUGAAGUGAUGUUGGCAUACCACUUUUAAAGAAAAAAAAUAAUAAAAGAUCGUUAUCUGAACCAA
Messenger RNA from Bubalus bubalis (water buffalo), 6675 nucleotides. RefSeq names its product mastermind like transcriptional coactivator 3 (gene MAML3). Bases 855 to 4184 code for a protein of 1109 amino acids. Gene Ontology annotation, biological process: Notch signaling pathway; positive regulation of transcription of Notch receptor target. Lineage: Eukaryota; Metazoa; Chordata; Mammalia; Artiodactyla; Bovidae. Gene Ontology annotation, molecular function: transcription coactivator activity. The record is from RefSeq and is a predicted model, not a curated record. Gene Ontology annotation, cellular component: nuclear speck; nucleoplasm. The transcript has 5 exons.